GCCGGUUUAUUCGUUUUUGGGCUGCGGUGCAUCUUUCUAAGUCUUUCACUUCACGCUCUACGUACUAUCCUAAAUCUUUCACGCCGACACACUCGACAAGCAUUUACUCGGUCGCGAAUCUUCUACGUCAUUCGAGAUCCUACUCCCUCGCCAUCGAGGUGGGAAGACCUUUUCGACAUUGCCUGACAUCGAGCUGGUCUCUUUUCCGAAUUCAUUGUUUUAUAUUCUCAUUGGGUCCCUUGAAUUAGGGUUUUGUUGAUUUUUGCUUGUUCUCAAUCUCACUGCAUAAUUACCCCACUCAUUACCGGUUGUUCCCACCAUGGUUGCAGAAACUAAGCUGUACGAUUCCUUGGGUAUCAAACCCGAAGCAUCCCAAGACGAAAUUAAAAAAGCAUACCGAAAGGGUGCAUUGAAAUAUCAUCCGGAUAAGAACAAGGAUAAUCCGUCCGCAUCGGAGAAGUUCAAAGAGGUAUCACAAGCCUACGAAGUUCUGUCCGAUCCCGAAAAGCGCAAGAUCUAUGACCAAUUCGGCCUCGACUAUCUGAUGCGGGGCGGCCCAGCCCCUCCGCCCGGUGGUGGCGCUGGCGGCGCUGGCGGCGCUGGUGGAAGUCCGUUUGACGGUGGAAUGCCCGGUGGUUUCUCAUUUGGAGGCAUGCCUGGAGGAGGUGGUGGUGCCCGGACCUUCCGUUUCUCGACUGGCCCCGGCGGUGGCUCUGGCUUCCAGUUCAGCUCUGCAGAUGAUAUUUUCCGAAACUUUGCCAAGGGUGGAGGCGCUGGCAUGGACCAUGACGAUCUGUUCGAUAUCCUGGGCGGGAUGGGUGGCGGCGGUGGCGGCGCAGGCCGUAGCUUCCGCUCAAGCCGUGGCCCUAGUGCCUUCCAGCAAUCUCAGCGCGCACCUACCCCCGAACCGACCGUAGUUGAAAAGGAAUUGCCAUUGACACUGGAAGAGUUGAUGCGCGGAACGACGAAGAAGGUGACCGUGAAGAGCAAGACUUUUGACACGAGCGGAAAACGCACUGUCCAGGAUGUAACUCUUGAAGCGAACAUUAAGCCGGGCUUGCGGACUGGUUCGAAGAUCAAGUACAGAGGUGUGGGUGAUCAAGAAGAAGGCGGCAGGCAGGAUGUCCAUCUUAUCGUGACAGAGAAAGAACAUCCCAAUUUCAAACGCCAAGGAGACAACCUCAUCACAACUGUUGAAAUCAGUCUAAGAGAGGCUCUCACCGGCUGGGACCGGAUCGUGCGCACAAUCGAUGGAAAGUCGAUCCGGGUAGCCAAGCCUGGUCCGACACAACCCGGGUACGAAGAAAGGUUCCCUGGUCAGGGUAUGACGAUAUCAAAGAAGCCAAACGAGCGAGGCGAUCUGAUAGUUCACGUGAAUGUCCGGUUCCCGGCCAGCUUGACGGCUUCUCAGAAAGAUAUCCUUAAAGACGUGCUUCCUUAAUCGUCUUCGUGCUUUUUGUGUUUUUCCAGUUAAUACCAGCAUCGUUGGCGUUGGGGCGAGCGACGGGUUGCUUGAUGAUGAUGUGAUGACAUGGGUUUUAUAUGAUUUCCACUAUUGUAUUUUGCUAGAUUCUGAUAAUAAAAGCUACAACACUUCGUCCUUAA
Molecule: messenger RNA, 1605 nt
Organism: Aspergillus caelatus
Lineage: Eukaryota; Fungi; Ascomycota; Eurotiomycetes; Eurotiales; Aspergillaceae
Product: putative DnaJ domain protein Psi
Exons: 3
Coding region: 320-1441 (373 amino acids)
Biological process (GO): translational initiation
Cellular component (GO): cytosol
Molecular function (GO): protein-folding chaperone binding
Source: RefSeq, a predicted model, not a curated record